AUGUUAAAUGAGGCUGGAGAACUUGGAAGAAGAGUAGCCAAAAUACCACUUGAAGAAGGGUACAAAGUCUUGCGUGAGGGAGAGUUUGAAGACACACUAUUUGGAGACUUCAAGCUCUUUAGGAGGAUGGUUGGAAAGCUGAUCUAUCUUACCAUUACAAGACCAAACAUCUGUUUUGUUGUGAACCAAGUCAGCCAGCAUAUGCAAGCACCAAAGGUCCAUCAUUGGAAUAUGGUGGAAAGGAUCAUACGAUACCUAAGGGAGGCUCCAUGUCAAGAUUGGGCUGGUGAUAGAGUGGAUAUGAGGUCUACUACAUGUUAUUACACCUUCAUUGGAGGCAAUCUAGUUACGUGGAAAAGCAAGAAGCAAAAGGUGAUAUCAUGUUCAAGUGCUGAGGCAGAGUAUAAAGCAAUGAGGAAGCUGACUAGUGAGCUCAUUUGA
This is a messenger RNA of Brassica napus (rape), 441 nucleotides long. RefSeq lists its product as uncharacterized. The record is from RefSeq and is a predicted model, not a curated record. The transcript is spliced from 2 exons. Lineage: Eukaryota; Viridiplantae; Streptophyta; Magnoliopsida; Brassicales; Brassicaceae. The coding region runs from base 1 to 441 and encodes 146 amino acids.